GAAGCCGCUUGCCAAACUAAUCUAUUUCCCUACAACAACCAUUGGAAAGAAGUCGGCUUCGUAAAAGACUCGAUCGGUCGCAUGUUUCCAUGUAGCCCAAGUUAAAAAGUGCGUCGCUUUUUGUUUUGUUCGUGGAUCGCAAAUUUGCUGAAGCUGCAGGUGUGGUAGUAAGGAGUAAUCGGCCGAAAGUAAAAUGGAAAAGAGGAUAGAUCUCGAGAAACGUGGAAGACCCGCAGACCAGAUCACCGAGUUGAACUUGGACAACUGCAGGAGUACCAGCAUCGAGGGGCUCACUGAUGAAUUCACGGGACUUGAAAAGCUCAGUCUCAUCAACGUUGGGCUGACCAGCCUCAAAGGCUUCCCCAAGCUUGCCAAACUGAAGAGGCUGGAGCUGAGUGACAACAGAAUAUCUGGAGGUCUAAACUACCUACAAGGGUGUCCCAGCCUCACUCAUCUCAAUCUUAGUGGGAACAAAAUCAAAGAUCUGGAAGCUCUUGAUGCACUGAAAGCAUUUUCAAACCUGAGAAGUCUGGACUUGUUUAACAAUGAGGCGACCACAAUUGAUAACUACAAAGAGAAGGUCUUCAACCUCUUGCCCAGUUUAAAGUACCUUGACGGCUUUGACAUGGAUGACCAUGAAGCAGAGGAGAGCGAAGGAGAAGAAGAUGAAGUGAACGGCAAGAAAGAGGAAUCUGAUUCCGAUGAUGGUAAAAUAAAAAUAAACUUGGAGGGAACUGAAUAUAAUAAUAUAUAUACAUUUUCAGAUUCAGAUCAAGAUGAUGAUGGAGAUGAUGGUUCCGGAGGAGAUGAUGAGGAUGAUCUCGAUGAUCUGGACGAAGAAGAUGAUCUUGUCGAGGAAGAGGAGGAGGAGGAAGAGGGAGGGAAGCUUGCCGACCUUUACAAAUCAAACUUGGAUGAGGAAGAGAGCAAUGAUGAAGAAUGGAAUGGCGACAGCAAGCUUGAUAGCAGUGCUGAAGUUGAUGAUGAUAUCGACUCAAGCGAAGAGGAGGAGGAGAAGGCUGGAAAGGGAAAAGCAGACUCCACUCAAGACCCUAGCAACGGGGCUCUUCCAGACAGUGAAGGCCGGGGAAAGAAAAGAAAGCUGGAUGAUUCUUCAUAAAUCGAAUCGUUUUGCAUCAACUUUAGAAUUAUAUUUAAGUACAACUUCAUUCCCAUGAAUAGACAUAAAGUUGGCUCUGUUGAACACAACUUGGUACAAAAGUUAAUUUGAAAUUUCACAAGCAGAUGCACACAGAUUUUGCAAGGUCCACAUUGUCAGCCAUCACCAACGCUUAUUGUAUUGCUAUCAGUCAGCCAGCAGUUUUAACGGCGCUGCUGCUGCUGCCGCACCAGUUGAGUUUCCUUUCGAUGCCGUCAGUUAGCGUGGUUGUUUGUCUGAAAUUUCUGGGGCCACGGACUGGUUGCUAAAUAUAAUAUUUUCCAAAAUUCCCACCUAUGAGCGCAAUGUGCCUUAAAUGUCUAAGAACGGCGCAUUUUCAAAUUGGUUUCGCGGAAGAGAAUUGAUCGAAGAAGACCUUUGUGAGGAAAGGCAGCAGAUUUUUGUCAGAUUUUGUAGAUUUGUCACUUACGUUGUCUUGAAACUGAAUUACUUUUUGUUGGAUAGCUCUGAAAAUGAGGUUCUCUAAUUAUAACCUUGCUGUAGCAAAACCAAGCCCACUCAAAAUCGAAACUAUCGACCGUAGAUCAAAGGGUUACUUGUAAAAUUGUGCAUCAAGUUGAAUUUUGUACAGAUAAGGUCGUACCAAUCCCCUGUUAUUAUUCGUUGUGUUUGUAAACUUUAAAGGGAAUAAUUAAAAACGAGACUCGGGCUGAUGCUAAAAUGAGAUUUUCAUGCAGGAAGGCCCUUCAUCCUUGCACCUUUUUUGGCAAACACUGUUAAAUAUUACGAAGUCAACUAACAAUCAUGAGUUUAUAAUAAAGUUCUCGCCCCGCACCCCCCUGCUUAAAGAUAUUUAAUUUCCCUUGAAUUAAAAUUCGUCAUUCGUCCCCGAAAAUGAACUAUAUUCACACAAAAAUACAAUUAGAGAAUGCAGCUCGUUAUCGUGAGCGGACAGUGAAGUGUAAGGCCUUGUGUUGUAUUUUGAAAAGUUAUUCAUCAGUUCACUCGGUUGCAAGUGCAUCUUCAUUGUACAAGGUUUUCUUUUUAAAAAAAAUAUUACACAAGAGAGUGAAGCUCCGAUGAAUAGAAUGUGGGAGCGAUAUUCAUUUCGCAUUUGUUUAUGUUAGUGGUACAAUUAAAAAGGCUUGAAUGAGCUAUUUUUAAAUACUAUUGAUGACAAGCUGAUCAUAAAAAAUUGUAACUUUUUUUAAGGUAAACUGAAUAAAAUAGCAUAACCCUCAAUUUAAAGAAAA
This is a messenger RNA of Cloeon dipterum, 2373 nucleotides long. RefSeq names its product mapmodulin (gene Mapmodulin). Gene Ontology annotation, cellular component: nucleus. The transcript has 6 exons. The coding region runs from base 194 to 1120 and encodes 308 amino acids. The record is from RefSeq and is a predicted model, not a curated record. Gene Ontology annotation, molecular function: histone binding. Lineage: Eukaryota; Metazoa; Arthropoda; Insecta; Ephemeroptera; Baetidae.